ACCCGUUCUCAGAAAGAACUCCCUGCGCCUGCGAUUCCUCUCGUUAUAAGGACGCUCCUCGUCCUCCCUGUCCUGCCCAGCUGCGCUCUCCGGCCUUGCACUCUCCUUUAUCCGUUGCCCUCAUAAUUAUUGAUCCAUCAUGGUCGACUGGCAGUCACCCGCAGAGAUCGCAAAGGAUAGCGAGGCGUUUGCCAGGUUCAUGCACGCCUUGAUCGGCCUGUAUAUGUGGGAGUUCGUCACCUCCCUCCCAUUCGAUUGGGAGUUCAUUUCGGGGAGGAAAAAGUUCCGGUGGCCAAUGGUCUUUUACUUUGCCAACCGCUACUUUCUACUCAUUGCACUCGUUGGGAUCUUGGUUGUAUUGAACGUCACCAGACCCCUUAAUUGUCAAGCAUUGUACACGUUUGUGCAAUGUUUCGGCAAUGCGUCCAUCGGCCUUGCCAGUAUCAACCUGUCCAUCCGCACGAUGGCCGUCUGGUCCCAGAAGUGGUACAUCGUCGCCCCACUGGUCUGCAUUAUCCUGGGGCACUGGUCUAUGCUCCUCCAUGGCAUCCUUCUGACGGCAGCAUACAUCCCUGGCCAGGGUUGCGCCAUCACGAACACUAACAGCAAGCUGCUCGCGGCGACCUUUAUCUACUCCAUGUGCUUCGACUUCCUCGUGCUGACACUCACUGCGUGGAAGCUCGCGUAUCCAUGGAAGGGUCGCUCGGCAUUGUUCAAGAUGAUCUUCGGAGAUGGCUUGGUCUACUUCGCUGUCGCCUUCUUGGCGAACUUGAUCGCGACGAUUUUCAUGCUCUUGGACCUCAACCCGGUCAUGUCGAUCAUCGCAAACGUUCCGGCUGCUAUCGCGUCUUCCAUCGUGGCUUGCCGAGUUGUCCGACGGCUGACCAAGUUCACCACCCGAGGGCCGGAGUUGUUCUCGUCAACCGGUCAGGGUUCAACCCUUGCCUUCCGUGGAACUCGACCUCCGCCCACGACGAUGUCCUUCAAGAAGCCUAUUGGCACCGAGAGCAUGGGCGUCCAUGUGCAGAUGGAGACGUUCACCGCCCAGGAUCCCAAGGACGAGUCCUUCAUGGAAUACGAUGCUGCUGGCAAAGUCGUCAAGGAGGGGCAAUAUGACCCCGAAGCGCAGGCAAUCAGCGACGAGUUCAAGCGACCUCCGUAUUAAGCCUUUCCUCCUGUCGGCUCCAUUUUCCUACUCACAUCCUACCUCGGUCACCUCCCCGCCGCGCCGUCGCCGUCCCCGCCAUCAUACACUUCUCUGCAUAUAGAUCGUUCUGAACCGUCGUCAUCGCUCUUUCAUCAUUCGUUUUCUAUGGCACUGUCAUUUGUGUCGGUCUCUUGCAUCUUGUAUCCUUGCAUCAUUGGGUCGAUUCAUUCAUCCAUCUCCCCCCACCCAGUCGCAUUGCAUCACAUUACCUCUAUUUUACUCGGUCAUACCGGGUCGGUCGGUCGGUUGGACUUUGGGUCGCUGUCGUUGUCCUUGUAGGUCUAGGUCUGCAAUUCAAAGUUGGAGUCUCUGGUUAUACGUUUCCUUGCUUUUCUAGCUGUGCAUCUUUGCUUUCGUUGUCUCCUCAAAAAGGCGACCCCAGUGGCAACUGGGCGCUGCCGUGUAGACCCGUAGGGUUGUGUUUAUUAGUGUAAUAUUAUAUAGUGUAAUUCUAGGUCCUGGUUCAUAGAAUGCACUUUGUCCCAUCUG
Molecule: messenger RNA, 1696 nt
Organism: Gloeophyllum trabeum ATCC 11539
Lineage: Eukaryota; Fungi; Basidiomycota; Agaricomycetes; Gloeophyllales; Gloeophyllaceae
Exons: 13
Coding region: 140-1165 (341 amino acids)
Source: RefSeq, a predicted model, not a curated record